This is a messenger RNA of Seminavis robusta, 4269 nucleotides long. Lineage: Eukaryota; Bacillariophyta; Bacillariophyceae; Naviculales; Naviculaceae. The record is from the annotation of a GenBank genome assembly.
AUGGAAAUGACAACAGAGGAAAGCUGUGUUUCAGCAUUUGCUUACAGUGAUUCUCCUCUUGGACGAUGCUUCAAUGUUGAUGGGUUCACCCGCUCAGGAUGGAGAAUUGGGCCACUCAGAAAGGAUGCAACCAACCCAUACACGUUUAACGUUUAUGCUGGAUUUGACAACUGUGAAGAUAGACCGGAGGAGAAGAAGGUGGGCUAUGUCUCCGUGAAAUACACAGGAACAUCUGCCAAUGUAACCUACGUCUGGGACAAUGGGUACAAGAUGACAGAAACUCAUCUGUACAUUGGUACCAAGGAAUACCCAUUGUACAGGGAUGCCAAGACUGUUUCACCAGGGAAGUACACUGCAAUCCAUGACGACCCCAAGGAUGACCGCAUGGACAGUUACAUUUUCGCCCAUCUGCCGUUUGAUGCUGAUGAAGAUGUCUACAUCAUUGCUCAUGCCAUGUCAUGCAAGGCUCCUCGAACACACUUGUCUGUGAGUGGAUGCAAAUGCAUCUGUCCAACUGAAAGUCCCACAGCUGGACCCACUGGCUCUCCAACAAUUUCUCCAUCUGGCUCUCCAUCAGAGAGCUUGGACUUCUCGAAUCCAACUCCUACUACCGCACCUGUUACUCCUGUCUCUCUCCCCCAGAAGUGCCUCGGUUAUGUCGGUUCGUGGUCUGGAGAUCCGCACAUGAGAACAUUCGACGGUUUGCGAUAUGAUUGCCAAGGUGAGGGUGAAUUCCAUGUCCUCAAGUCACUGAACUCUACCUUCGAGCUCCAAGCCCGCUUUGUGAAGUUUAGGAGCAACAAGCGACCAACGGUUACAAAGAGUGUUGUGUUCACUACUGGUGAUGGCGAGCCAAAGGUCCAAGUCACAGUGCCGGACUCUGGCAGUAAUGGCUGCACUCCUUAUGUGUAUAUUGAUGGAGUUGAAUUUGAUGUCGAGGAAGACCUUCUUGAUCCAUCCAUGCAAAUCGAGAUGGUUCAGACAAGGAGGUACCAAGGGUACGUUAUUUAUUACCAUGGUUCCAAGAUACAGCUGACUGCCAUGGCGAGAAAGUCAUCGGCGAAUGGCUGUGUCUUGUCUUCCAAGAUCUGUCUGCCAUAUGACUAUGAGCGAACACAAGAAACCUUUGUUGGUCUCCUGGGAACUCCAAAUGAAGACAAGAGUGAUGAUUGGAUGACCAAGUCCGGUGGAAACUUGCCAAUUCCCACAACCCGGCAUGGAUUGCGGUUCAAGCCUGCCUAUGACUUCUGUGUGCAGAACUGGUGCAUCCGAAACGAGGCCAAGUCCUUGUUCAAGUAUGACACUAGCAAGGGAGAAAACUUUGACAAGUUCAUGCAGUGUGGCAAGGAAGCAGACACAUCGACAGAGGUGUGUGUGAACAACCCGCCUGCAAUCCUCGAGAGGUACUGUGGUAGCAACAACCCUGGUUGUGUCAUUGAUGGUUGUGUCGGUGGCCCAGAUGAGGCAAGACGGUACAUUGAAACUGAAGAAGACCUCCUCGACCAAAUGUGCGGAAAACAGGUUUUCUUUGAAGACUUCGCAGAGGAAAUGGACGGAAGCUGGGGUGAUAUCUACAAGCGGGAUGCAUUUACCUUCUUGCACCUUCACAAGGCGAGCAGUAUCAUGAAGGACAAGUUCAGGGUGCCCGCCAAAGCAGAGAUUGUAACUAUUGAGUUCCUAUUCUACGAGAUUGGAGGAUGGGAACGUUCAGGCCAAUACAGCGACCAUGUCUAUCUUUAUGUGGGCGACAGCAAGAUUGAUCUCCAGACUUUUGGUCCUGAUGACAAGCUUGAUGCCUUCUGGCAUGAUAUCCAGGAUGGCAUUUCUUGGACUCGUCGCAGCAUCUGUUCAUCUGGAGACUUUGGAUUGGGCACCACCAAUGAUCAAAUGCACAAAAUGAAAGUGAGAGUGCCCGAGACAUUCUAUCAAGAUGGCUGGCUGGAAGUCAAGCUGGAAGUGGUCAUGUCGGGCAACAAGGACAAUGAGAGUGCUGGAGUGGAUGACUUUAGGCUGACAGCUUAUUCCAAAUCCUGUGUCAUCCCUGACGAACCUGCCGAAAAGGAUUACGAAGUACCUGCUGUCUUGCCUGCUGUGUGCGAUGAGCGUGUUGCCACAGCCUGGGGUGACCCUCACAUGGUUACUUUUGAUGGUCUCAGAUAUGAUUGCCAAGGAACCGGUGAAUUCACACUUCUCAAGUCAAUGACAUCCAGCUUCGAGGUGCAAGGCCGAUUCGCUGGUUUUGAUGAUCGCACCAUCACUGUUACACGAGGAAUUGCCGUUCGGGAGGAGGGAGCUCCUACCAUUCAACUCACUGUUCCCAAUGCCUAUAACAAGCAAUGCCCAAUUGCUUUGUUUGUGGAUGGUGACAGGCGCGAAGUCUUUGAAGGAUCAAAGGUUGACGAGGUGAUUGUGAGACCUGUUGGAAAAAUGGUGGUCAUCUACUAUCCCAAGACACGUGUCCAACUUGUGGUGAGACUGAGUUCCUCAACCAAGUAUGGAUGCUACUUCUCUACCAAGGUAUGUUUGCCGGAUGACUACCGUAGAGACGAAAAGCUGAUUGGUCUUCUCGGAUCUCCCGAUGGCGAUUACUACAAUGACUGGAUGAACACCGAAGGAACCGGGCUUCGUGUCCCAGGAUAUGGCUUAUCCGAAAAGUCAUACCACUACUGUACAACAUACUGGUGCGUCAAGGAAAAGAGCAGUUCUCUGUUCUGGUACGAGCCUGGAGAGGAUUUUAAAAUGUUCAACAAGUGUGGCGACAACUACGAUGGCAGAAUUGAGAGUUGUGUCAAGACCCCGCCAGAGUGGCUCAAGAAAAUAUGUUACCUAACUGACAAGAGAUGCUUGUUUGAGGGGUGCGCUGGCGGACCAGAAGAAGCGAAGAAUGCCUUGGAUGCCGAAUACGAUCUCACCAAUGAAAAGGGUUGCGGAGAGACAGUUCUUGCAGAAGAUUUCAACGAGAAUGAUGUUCGCAAAUGGAAGUUGAUCGAGACAGAACCCGUAUCAGGCCAGACAUUCUUGGGCAGAUUCCACAAGUUCAGCAAAAAAGUCUACCAACAAUUCAGCAUCCCCGAUUUCACCGACUUUGUCACGAUGGAAUUCUUGCUCUACGAGAUUGAUGAUUGGGGUGCCCGGAACAGAGAAGCAAACAAGUUCUACGUCAGUUUCGGACUCAAACAUCAAUCUUUGAAGUAUGAGUUCUCUCUGGGUACAUUCGAAGAUCAAGAUGACAUGUUCCAUCCAGGAAACUCCAAGGUUGGUUACAAGAGCGGCAUCAGAUGGAAGAGACAGGCAAUCACCUGUGCGACCAACUUGGGCUACAACGCGGAGCACAAGGAUCAAAUCCACAAGGUGACAAUCAAUAUUCCCAAGUAUCACUUCCCACGAGGAAAGCUUGGGGUUACUUUCUAUGUUGCAAUGGAGGAAGACAAGUCUCAACUGAGUGCUGGUGUUGACGAGUUGAGGAUCAUCGCCCAACCCAGGAAAUGUGGCGAGACGAAGCGAAAGGACUGCCGCAGCGAUGGACAGCAAAUUGCUGCCAAGAAAUUUUCCGAGUCACAGAAGAAGAAGAAGAAGAAGCAGAGGCACCACAACAACAAGAAGAAGAACAAGAAGAAGAAGGGACGCAGGAGCUUGGGCGAUGCCGCUGAUGACUACUUGGGUGACAUUGAUGAGAACUCGGCAGUUAAUGCUGGUGUUGACGAUGCCAGUGCUCCCGUCGAAUGCCGCGUCGCCUUUGGCUACCACAGCCCCAAGAGUUCCGGCAGCUUCCAGGAUAUUCUUGGAAUGACGAGUGGAUUAACUUACAGGAAUGAAGAUAUUAGCUGGGGAUGGUCGAAUGGUCCUCUGGAGGCGUCGAACUAUGCCUACUCCAUGGAUCUUUACACGACAGGCAAGGGAUCAGCCGGCGAGCCUGGUCUCUUGGUAGGAAAGAUGACUGUUGAGUUUGAUGGCGAAGAGGCGACUGUAUCCAUGGAAGCAGGCGACCACAUGUGGUUGAAGGAAACGAAUGCCUACGUCGGUCAUGGCGUUGCCCCCGAGUUGGAAGAUGGCGUUCAAACCGUUGACCCAGAACAGUAUCCGAUCUCGUACGAUCGCAUGGCGAUGAGUAGGAGCUUCACAGUCGGCGACUUGGAAGACAAACCGAUUUAUAUCAUUGCACAGGCAACUGUUUGCGGAGUAUUCGAAGCAGACCCAACGCGUCCUUCUGGAGUCCGUGGUUCCAAUGACGAAACCAAGGAGUCAUCCUGGUUCACCGGGCUCUUUUAA